CAGAAGCCCGAGUGAAGAUGAAGAGUGUGGUGGUGUUGGUGCUCUCAGUGCUGACCUGUGGUCUGGCCGACUGUAAGACUGUGACCAUAUGUGACGUGAACAAUGUCAUCAAGGACAGAUCCCUCAUCCCCAGUAAAUUCUCGGACCAGAACCUCAGGGCCAAGGUGAUCUGUAAGGCAAAUCCCGAGGUUGGCAUGCGAACCGACUGGAAAGAGGCGGGGCCACAGGGGGGCGAGACAUUAUACGGCCUUUUCCAUCUCAGUAACCGACUCUUCUGCAGAGACGAUUCCUCAGACUCCACCUCCAUCGACCACUGUAACAUCCACUGCAACAAGUUUAUUGACGACGACAUAACCGAUGAUGUUGAAUGUGCUCUUGGCGUCUUGACGAAUCUUCUUGAACAUGGAUUUGACUUCAUGAACUACAAUGUAUCAAAGCUCCAGGAAUUAAAUCAAAUGGUCAACGACCUCCUCGCAGGUGGUUGCAAUGGAAAGAAAGACCAAGAUUAUCCACUCGAUCAAUGCCAAUAAUCUCAAUCUGCUUUAGGAGUCACUGCAGCAUAUAAUCCCGUCUCACACGAGCUGCCUGCCGUUAAUGGCCAUAAUAAAGUGAAGCAUGUUCUA
Solea senegalensis (Senegalese sole) is the source of this 623-nucleotide messenger RNA. RefSeq names its product alpha-lactalbumin-like. The record is from RefSeq and is a predicted model, not a curated record. Bases 18 to 530 code for a protein of 170 amino acids. The transcript has 5 exons. Lineage: Eukaryota; Metazoa; Chordata; Actinopteri; Pleuronectiformes; Soleidae.